AUGGCGUCGCCGGGGAAGGACGACGCGGCGGAGGCGGUGCGGGCGUACUUUGCACGCGCGACGAUCGCGGUGUGUGCGUACGCGAGGGAGGACGCGAGGGAGAUUGAACGGGAAUUGCGAGCGCUCGGCGCGGAGACGCGAGAGACGUACGACGAGACGUGCACGCACGUCGUGACGCCGUUUCAGCGAGGGAGUGGAUACGAACGAGGGAUCAAGGAUGGAAAAAUCGUCGUCUCCUACGCCUGGGUCGAAGACUGCGUGUCCACGGGGAGAGUGGUGGACGCCGAGGCGAAGGCGCUGUACGCGCCGCUUCGAAACGCGAACGGCGUCGAGGGGUUCGCGAGCGCGCGAAUCGUCGUCGAUGGGUACGUGGGACAAGAUAAACUCGAUCUCGUCGAACUCAUCGAGGCCGCGGGGGGGACGCACGAGGAAGAGAUGACGUCGAAGACGACGCACUUGGUGUGCUAUCGCGCCGGCUCUUCGGCGUACGUGCAAGCCGUCACGCGAGGACGCGUCGCCGUCGUCAACCACCUCUGGGUGGACGAGUGCGUGCGCGAGUGGACGCUUUUACCGGUGGAGGGAUACUCCAAGUUCGGCGUCGAGAUCGAUUACGAGCACGAUCUCGAGCUCGAGCGACGUUCGAGGAUGGCGCUCGAGCGCGACUUGGACGAGGAGGAGCGCCGAACGCAGAGCCUGCAGGAAUUGCUCGACGCCGAGGAGCGCGAGCGCGAGGACUUGCGCGAACAGCUCGAUGAGAGCGAACGUUUGCGCAUGGAGCUGCGAGACAUGCUCGAGGGCGAGGCGGACAAUCGAGAGGGCGUGCACGAGCAAUUUCUUCGCCAGCGAGGCGACGUGGAGGAAUUGCAACAGCUCCUGCGUCAAUCCGAGGCGAGUCGAUCGGAGCAAGAGGCGCGAAUCGUCCAGGCUGAGGAGGAGCGACGAUCGCUUUUGCGCCAGCUCGAGCAAACUCGCGGACUUCAGACGAACUUGCAAACGCAGUUUACGCACUCUCGACAAGAUUUGCUCACGCAACUCGAGCAGCGUUUGCAACAAAUCGAAGAGACACGAUCUGAGCUCGCCGAGGAGAGGCGCGCGCACGCCGAGACGCGGACGUUACUCGAAGACGAGCGUAAGAUUCACUUUACCGCGCACGAGAGAAUUAAGGCUGCUGAAAAGGAGUCGAAGAUGGCCAAGGAUUCGCUCAACAUGGAGACGCGCGAGAAGACGGCGCUGCAAAAGCAGUUGGACGCUGAGCGCAAGUCGCGCUUGCACAUUUUGAGCGACUUCGACAAUGAGAGGAAGCAACGCGAACAUCUCAUCAAACAGCUCGAGGCGGAGCAAAAACUUCGUCAGAGCUUGCAGCAAGCGGUGAGCGCCAAGGAGGAGCUUCGCGUGCGCGCCGAGGAAGAAAUUCAGCGUCUCAACGAGGAUAUUCAAGAGAUGAUGGAUGAGAUUGACAGAUUGAAGACGUUUGAGCCGCCCGAGUUGGACGACACCGAGAAGAUUCAGGUCAAGCUCUUCCUCGAGGAGGACAUUCGUUUCCUCGAGAUCGAGCCCGAUGUCUCGUUCGAGGAGCUCGUCAUCGCCGUCGGCAAGGUCUUCAUCGAAUCGUAUUCCAUCAAGUUUGAGGACGCGGACAAGCACCACAUCACGCUCAGAUCGACGGACGACGUGCGCAUCGCGUGUCGACAGCACGAGAGGACUGCGGCGACGUACCUCAAGCUAUUGUUAGACAAGGCGUCCAAGGAAAAGAGUGGAUUCUUUUCGAUGCGGCGUAAAACCCAAGGCAAAAGUUUGAGUGAAGACAGCGCGGCGCCCAAGCGUGGAUUUCUGUCGCGGAUGUUAUUUCGGAAGAAGGGGGUUGAUGCCGAGGGCGACGAUGAGUAA
Molecule: messenger RNA, 1887 nt
Organism: Ostreococcus tauri
Lineage: Eukaryota; Viridiplantae; Chlorophyta; Mamiellophyceae; Mamiellales; Bathycoccaceae
Product: Phox/Bem1p
Exons: 1
Coding region: 1-1887 (628 amino acids)
Molecular function (GO): protein binding
Source: RefSeq, a predicted model, not a curated record